UCAUUCCGACAAAAGCAAUUCAUUCCAGUUUCGUAUUCCCGUUCCUAUAUUUGCUUUAUUUCUAUUUUUUUAUUGACGAUUAAUAAACCCAUUUCUCUCCAACUUUUCUCUCUCUCUCUCUCUCUCUCUCCUCAUUCUUCUGCUGAGAAAUAUCGAUUACUGAGGAUUCAUGACGGAGAAGGGUCGUCCACUGCCUAAGUUUGGUGAAUGGGAUGUAAAUGAUCCUGCUUCGGCAGAGGGAUUUACUGUAAUAUUCAACAAGGCCAGGAAUGAAAAGAAGACGGGUGGCAAACCAGAUUCUCCUACAAAGGUGGAGAUGAGUUCACAUAAUGGAGUCGAACCUAUAAAACCUCACGGUAAAAAAUGGUUUUGCUGCAUGAAGAACCCAAGCACAGAAUCUUGACCGGGUUUCCAUGUGCAAAAGAUAAAAUAUAGAAGUGCAUAUUAUAUAAAGAGCCCAGAAAGUGUCUCUAAAAUUGGAGCUAAGGUGGCAUUAGGCACCAUGCUUUCAAUUUUUGUGUGUUGUAAAAUUAUCUUUUUUUUUUUUUUUUUUUUUUUCGUGUGUCGUGGGCCGAUGACUUUUUGGAAAACUCGAUAAACAAUUCUGUAAGUUGCCUGCCUGGUGGAUCAUAUGAUUAAGCCAGCUUUAUUAUGUUUGUUGCUUUCCCUAUCUUUUGACCCUGUAAAAGCAUUUGUUUGUGCCCUAUUUUGAUUAUUUAUUUGCUCCACUGGUAUACAGUUUAAUUUUG
Molecule: messenger RNA, 749 nt
Organism: Erythranthe guttata (spotted monkey flower)
Lineage: Eukaryota; Viridiplantae; Streptophyta; Magnoliopsida; Lamiales; Phrymaceae
Gene: NOI
Product: RPM1-interacting protein 4 (RIN4) family protein
Cellular component (GO): plasma membrane
Source: RefSeq, a predicted model, not a curated record